AAAAAAGCGAGAGGCGUUCAUGGACCACCACGACUGUCGUUUUUAAAUGGACCCCACCGCGUAUCGCUGGUUUUACUCGAAAGCGAGAGGCGUUCAUGAAAAAUAGCGAGGUAGUUUUUGAACGUAGCAGAGGUUGGUAAAUCCUGUUGUUGCAGCUGGUUGCUAGUUCAUGUCAAGGCCGCCCAGCUAUAGACCCAUCCCCUCUAGUCAGGCAGCGGUUCGAGGCGUCCAGGUUUCCACCCCUCCUCCGCCGACUGGUGUGAGAACAGCACAGCGAGGCACUAAAUCGGGGAAUGGCUCCUGUCGAUUCGGACACGCGUGUUUCGAAAGCGCCGUGUUUUCCGCCUCCAUCGGCCAAGGCUACUUCCUGGUGCCACAGCGAGAGGCAGUGCUGAGUUGAGGAGACACAAAUCUUGAUAGAUAGAGGAGAGGGAGGGAGAGAGCGAGAGAGAAAAAGAGAGAGAGAGAGGGGCCGGAGAUAGCAACGUUUGGCGACAUUCACGGACAUUACAAAAGCCUCCCCUCUCUCUUUUUUAUUUUUAGUUUUUUUUUUUUUUUUUGAAAACACGUCUCGGUCUUCCCCCCUUUCUCUCGGCUGCUUCGUCAACUACCAGUCGGAUUGGAUGACGCUCGGCUGCGGCUAAAAGCGGAAUCGUAACGGGGGACGGAUUCCUCCCUUUCUCGAGAAGCGUUUCAAGAGAUUGUUCUUUUUUAAAUUAUUAUUAUUUAAAAAAAAAACACUCGACCCAUUCCGUCACCAUUUUAAAACCACAUCCCGGGCGUUGUAUUUUCUGUUUUGUCGGCGAAGGAAGGGCUUAUUUUCGGGGGCGACGGAAGAUGGGUUGUUUGGGCAACAGCAAGACUGAAGACCAACGCAUCGACGAGAAGGCUCAGCGAGAGGCGAAUAAAAAGAUCGAGAAACAGUUGCAGAAGGAGCGACAAGCGUACAAAGCCACACACAGGCUCUUAUUACUCGGUGCUGGGGAGUCCGGAAAGAGCACCAUAGUGAAGCAGAUGAGGAUUCUCCACGUCAACGGCUUCAACGCAGAGGAAAAGAAACAGAAAAUCCAGGACAUCCGGAAAAACGUCAAGGAUGCCAUAGUGACGAUAGUGUCGGCGAUGAGCACUUUAAUACCCCCUGUCCCGCUAGCCAACCCAGAGGACCAAUUCAGGAUCGAUUACAUCAAGAGCAUAGCACCUCUCUCUGACUUUGACUACUCACAGGAGUUUUUUGACCAUGCAAAGAAGCUGUGGGACGAUGAAGGGGUAAAGGCGUGCUUCGAGAGGUCCAACGAGUACCAGCUGAUCGACUGCGCACAAUAUUUCCUGGACAGAAUCGACUCGGUAAGACAGAGCGACUACACGCCCACAGACCAGGACCUGCUACGCUGCCGAGUGUUAACUUCAGGGAUUUUUGAGACGAGGUUCCAAGUAGACAAAGUCAACUUUCACAUGUUUGAUGUUGGCGGCCAGCGGGACGAGAGGAGAAAAUGGAUCCAGUGCUUUAACGAUGUCACGGCCAUCAUCUUCGUGGUGGCGAGCAGCAGCUACAACAUGGUAAUAAGGGAAGACAACAACACUAACCGGCUACGAGAAGCUCUCGACCUCUUCCGCAGUAUUUGGAACAACAGGUGGUUACGCACCAUCUCAGUCAUCUUGUUCCUCAACAAGCAGGACAUGCUCGCCGAGAAGGUAUUAGCUGGAAAAUCCAAAAUUGAAGACUACUUCCCCGAAUACGCUCGCUACACCAUACCAAAUGAAGCAACUCCUGAGCCCGGCGAGGACCCGAGAGUGACGAGAGCAAAGUUCUUCAUCCGAGACGAGUUUCUUCGGAUCAGCACGGCGAGCGGCGACGGUCGCCACUACUGCUACCCGCACUUCACCUGCGCCGUGGACACGGAGAACAUCCGGCGGGUGUUCAACGACUGCCGGGACAUCAUCCAGAGAAUGCACCUGCGGCAGUAUGAACUCUUGUGAUGAGACCUCCUCCCGAGGACCAUCAAGUACUACUGAAGUGUGUCAAAUCCUCCUCCUCUUUUUCUUUUUUUCCUUUCACUUUUUGGAUUCCUCUGCGACGAGAAGAUUCGAUUGAUUCCUUUGAUGUUCCCCCCCCCCCCCCCCCCCCCCCUUUUUUUUAAGUUGUAUUUUUUAUUUUAUCAUUCCACUAAGCUUCAGGCUACCUCCUUUUCUUUAUCCCCCCCCGUCUUUUUCGGAUACAUGAAGACACCUAUAGCACCUCAGUGUAGAGUGUGCGUGCGUGCGUUAGCGCCUUCCUCCAUGCGAAUGAAGAGAUAAAUGCACUUUGCUUCAGGUUCCUUUUUUUUUUAGUUUUUUUUCUCGAUGAUGAUUUGGAUUAUUCUCCCCCAAGAGGAACACACAAUGUAGCAUCAAUGCGAUAUUUAUUAACCCCGUCACCACUUUUUUGGGGGGGGAUUUAAAACAAACAAAACAAAAAAACACUUUGUGGACCGAGAGAAAAGAGAGACGGGGCGCACGAUAAUGAAAAUGUACGGCAAGCCGGAAGGAUUUUCCCCCAAAAGGAGCAACUGCUGCUGCUGCUGCUGCUGCGUGCACUUUAGCCCUGCCGCCUCAACAGACUCGGACCCCCAACCCACCACACACACACACACACACACACACACACACACACACACCAUCUUUUUACCUGCGGGGAGGGGAGAUAAGUGUAUUAUUUUUUUCCUUUUUCUUUUUUUUCUUGUACACUGUGCAAGGUGGAAUUAUCCUGUACAGACUGUAAAGUGUAAUAUUAUUUUGUACAAGUUCAAUUGAAAAGAAAAACAAAUCUACUUGUAGAUCUUUGUGCCUUGAUUAUGGCUGUACCUGUAAAAAAAAAAAACAACAAAAAAACACAACAACAAAAACAAAACGAGCUCAGAUGUAAGUAAUGUUUUUUCGACCGCGCUGUACAGCUUGAUGUCAAAAACUUUUUUUUCUUUUGUUUUUGUUCUUUUUUUCGUCGGCAGCAAAACCUGGGAGACUGCGCGGAAUGGGGUGGGGGAACUUUCUCUGUAGAGUUUAGGUUUUUUUCUGGUUUAUAAAAAAAUCUAAAUAAACUGCUGUUUAUUUAAAAAAGAAAUAAAAACAAACAAGGGAAAGAAUCCUAAAAAUAUACAUUAUGCAAAUUAACCACUUACCUGCAGUGAGGACCACGUUGCAGCACCAUUGCCUUUUUUGCAGUUUUUUUUUUUUUUUUUUUUUUUGAGGGAUUUUUAUUCUGCCCUCCUGUUUAAAUUGUAAUAUUAUUAUUUUUAUUUUAUUUUAACAGCUUUAAAACACACAUUGGAAAUCCAUUGAAAGUGUCCAAAUUGCAACCUGGUGUUGUUUUCAUAGGAACUAACAUUAUUUCUGUUUUUAUUUUCUUUUUUUAAGUGCGUGCGAGAUCUUGUGUACAUAGACACACACAUGCAUUGUGUGUGCGUGCGUGUAUGAAUGUGCGGGAAAAAUAAUUUUAUAAAUGUAUGUACAUGUAAAUUUAUAAGUCUAUAUAAAUAUAUAUGUACAAUUAUACAUGUUUAAUUGUGUGUGCCUAGGUGUACAUACCUAUGUAUGUAUACGCUAAAUAUGUAUACAUACACACAUAGGAAAGCAUGUCUAGAAUGGAGCUGAAUAAAUGAGCGUGUGCAAUAUUGGUCAUGUUUGGGGGGGGGGCUAAUGGGGGGGGGGGGGUCCUUUGGGAGCCAUAUGCGAUAUAGGCACAGGCACUAUGAAUGUGUGAGCAGCACCCAACAAGACGAGCUCUUCUUGUACAAAAAAAACCCCCAACAAGUCAGCAUCAGCCUUUUCUUCUGCUACACUACACAUACACGUCUUCUCCCCCUGCCCCUCCCCUCCCCACCCACACAGACACACACACACAGUCGACUUGGACUGCAGGGGCCGACGCCUCGCUCGAGCCCGGGGAGGAUGAUGAAAUGACAUUUUUAUUUUUCUUUAAAUAAAGAGGCACAUUAGAGGA
Molecule: messenger RNA, 3976 nt
Organism: Phyllopteryx taeniolatus (common seadragon)
Lineage: Eukaryota; Metazoa; Chordata; Actinopteri; Syngnathiformes; Syngnathidae
Product: guanine nucleotide-binding protein G(olf) subunit alpha
Exons: 12
Coding region: 838-1977 (379 amino acids)
Biological process (GO): adenylate cyclase-modulating G protein-coupled receptor signaling pathway
Cellular component (GO): heterotrimeric G-protein complex
Molecular function (GO): G protein-coupled receptor binding; G-protein beta/gamma-subunit complex binding; GTPase activity
Source: RefSeq, a predicted model, not a curated record